Molecule: messenger RNA, 621 nt
Organism: Dictyostelium purpureum
Lineage: Eukaryota; Evosea; Eumycetozoa; Dictyosteliales; Dictyosteliaceae
Exons: 1
Biological process (GO): protein phosphorylation
Molecular function (GO): ATP binding; protein kinase activity
Source: RefSeq, a predicted model, not a curated record
AACCAUCCAAAUAUUUUAGAGUACUAUAAUUUUAAAGAAGAUGAAAGGUAUUGUUAUUUAUAUACAGAGUUUAUUGAUGGUCUUUCAAUCGAUAAAAAAUUGGAGAAAUUAGCAACAGGAAGCUUUUCAAAUAAUCAUAUGGUUUAUAGUAUCACAUGUAGAUUAUUAGAUGCAUUAUAUUAUAUCCAUAAGGAGAAUAUUAUUCAUAGGGACAUCAAAAGUGCAAAUAUUAUGAUAUCAAGUAAAGGAGUUGUGAAAAUUAUUGACUUUGGACUAUCAAAACUCUUUGAAAACGACUCUAAAAACCAUUCCUUUACCGGUACAAUCAAUUAUAUGGCUCCUGAAGUAUUAUUAUGCAACAAUACAGCUUCAAGAAAAUCUGAUGUUUGGUCAUUAGCAUGUACAAUUAUUGAAAUGACUGGUGGUGAUUUAAAAAAGAAAAAAGAAAUAAACAAUCAACAACAAAAGAAAUCCAAACAACAAUAUAUAAAAGAAAUUCCAACUUAUUUAGCACCAUCUUUAAAACAUUUUCUGUAUAAUUCCCUUAAUGUAGAUCCAAAGAAAAGAUACAAUAUAUCUCAACUAAUCGACCACCCAUAUAUAAAAAGGGUGUGUAAUUAA